Molecule: messenger RNA, 179 nt
Organism: Scutellospora calospora
Lineage: Eukaryota; Fungi; Glomeromycota; Glomeromycetes; Diversisporales; Gigasporaceae
Source: the annotation of a GenBank genome assembly
GGAACCUGUGAUUAUAAAGGAUAAUGGUUAUAAUGGUUAUAAUGGUUAUAAGGAUUUUAAGGAAUUUAACUAUUAUCACCUGUAUAAUCAUUAUAGUGGUUUUAAGAGUUAUAGAGUUUAUAAUGAUUAUAACAUUUAUAAGAGAGAUAAACAUUAUAAAGGUUUUAUUGAAUUUAAUG